GCUCCCACAUAUGUGAUGGUGUUGAAGAUGAGACGCCAGUACACCACCUCUCAACCAAGACUUCAUAUUUUAAUGCAGAAAAAGAUGAAAGCUACUGGGAAAAUUUUAAAAAGGAAGCAGGGCCGGAUUCAGGAGUGGGCAAAGUGGGCAGCUGCCCAGGGGCCUCCACAAAGAGGCUGCCCAUGGGCCUCCACAGGUCUAAAUCCGGCACUGACCAACAUCACAACCAACUCCACUUCUCCUGCCCACAAAUAGUGAAAAGACUUAUGAUCUUUGCUUUUGCAUCAGAAAGAUAAGUGCUGGUCACUUGAGCCCAUUUCUCACUAGCCCGUUUUGAUGGCAACUAUUAUUACCAUAAGCCGGAAUUUAAAUUCCCUGUACUUUUCAUUACCCAGAAAAUAAAAUUUUAGCAUUCCGAGAAAUUAUGAGAAAAUCUCUGUUCCAGGUAUUCAAAUAAAUUUCCAAGCAAUUGCGUCAUGUGCUGAGUGGGUGGAUGGAUAGGCUCAGAAUGCUCGUGAGCGUGAGCUACGAUUCAGUACUACUUUCAUGUGACAAAUCAUGGAAAAAUAAUUAUUUAAAAAUUCAAAAAAUAUCUUUCCAAUUAUGAGGGUCAUUUAUUAUUGUUGUGGAGUGGUCCUGCGUGGACCACGUGGACCUUCCAGGCCACCCCGCAUGCCAACAACUUAGCCGUGCCACGCUCAGUCAUAAUCAUCAUAGGAUAAGGUAAGAAAUUGAUUUCCAGUACAGUGAACCUUUGAAGAUUCGGACCCUCGUGUUUCCUAGCUGGAAUUGAUAAAAUGCUACUACGACCACAUAGUUGGCACGAGCAAUCCCUGAUGGAGGUUCAUGGUGCUUAAGAAUAAGGUGAAUGAACAGGCUUUGUGUGAAAUAAAACAAAGCCAAAGAUUGCUCUUGUUGUCCUUGUGGCACGGUGGUAAUGAUUUCUGUUUGCACACAGAGGUCCAGGAUUCGAUUUCCGACAUGACUAACUACAUAAGAGGUGCCAAGUCUACAUGUGAUCAUUACAUAUAAGGAAAGUUAUUUGGGAAAUUUCAGUAGAGUGGUCUGAUCUUCUCAAUAUGAAGUGUGAAGUGGUUGGCUUCUGUUCCUUCCAAGAUUACAGUAGUUCUGGCCAACAGGUUUCAUCCUGGAACAUGAGGUUUCACCCCUUAGGCAUGGCUGGCAUUGCUGUUCUUGAGUUACCUAAUCACUGGUCAGUUAUGAAUUUGGAUUUCCUAAUUAAUCCUUCACUUAUAGCUUAAUAGUUAAUGUUAUGGAAAUUGUACCGGUAAUGUACAAGUAGUAUUAAUUCUCUCUAAAUAUUCAUAAAUUUGAUAACUGUGUAUUCACUUUCUUCUUUGUAGUUUUUGUUUGGUUUUAACUCAAAACUAUUUUCUUGUUAGUUUGGGGAUGCGCUGCACAGCAGAUGUGGCUCCUCAAUCGCCACGGUACACGCUACCCAACGCAGAAUGAUAUAGGCUCACUAAUGAAUACAUUGCCAAGCAUGAGCCAGCAAAUAGAAGCAAAUCAUCACCAGGGCAGAGGUUGUUUAAGACAAGAAGAUUUAGAGCAGAUAAGCAAUUGGUUUCCUCCAUAUAGUUCCCGGGAUAAGGAGCAGUUGCAGGAAGUGGGUUAUGAUGAGCUCUUCUCCAUUGGGGAGUACUGGCGUAACAUGUUCCCUCACCUCUUCAAUGUGACCUAUGAUCCUGCCAAGUUCAAGGUAGAUUAUACCGUGAAAAAUCGUACUGGCCAGAGUGCUUACCAUUUCUUCAGGGGCAUGUUUGGAGAAGAUGCAGUUGGAAACAUUGAAUUUCCUCAGCCAUACAGCCCAAACUUCAUCUUGAGGUUUUACAAAGCUUGUCCUCGCUGGCUUCGUGAAGUGUAUAAGAACAAUGAAACAACAUAUAAGGAACGGAGAUUAUUUGUUCAAACUGAAGAAUUCCAGAGUAUGGCUCAUGCUGUGAGUGCUAGACUGGGGUUCAUGCAUCCUCUUAAGCCAAGAGAAAUUGUAGCGAUUUAUGAUGAAUGCCGUUAUGAAACAGCAUGGUGGCCAGCUCGAAGAAGUGCAUGGUGUUCAGCUUUCUCUCCCUCUGAUUUUGAGGUGAUGGAGUACCACCAGGACUUGAAGUAUUAUUAUGAAGACAGCUAUGGUCACCCCCUCAACUCAAAGACAGCAUGCAGGACCCUUGCUGAUCUCUAUACUAAUAUGAGAAUGACAGUCAACAAUGGGGUGGCCAAACCUCAGGGGAUAUUUUACUUUGCACAUGACAAAACCAUCUUUAAGGUUCUGGCUGGUCUGGGAUUAUUCCGGCCUCCGCAACAUUUAAAGCAUAACAAUUUUGCAGAAAUGAGGAACAGAUAUUGGCGAACAAGUUUUGUGUCUCCCUUUAGUGCUAAUGUUGCAUUUGUUCUAUAUAGGUGUGGUCUAGAGUUUAAAGUGGGAACCUUCUUCCAGGGUCAGCCCACACCCCUCAAAGAGAUUUGUCAGGGAGUGACUUGCCGCUGGGAGGAAAUAAGUCCAUGGCUGAAUGAGAAUUACAAGACGUGUGACCUAAGCAAAUUGUGUAUGAUGCAUGAUGAACUCUAAUGAGGGAUUGUUUAAUGUUUAUGUAACUAAGUUAUAAAAAUAUAAUUUGAAGUUUUACAAAUUAUAAUGACUACUGCGUGUAAUUUUUAUUUAUCGAUUUUAGAUUGUGACAGACUUGAAAUGCCAUUUGUUAACUUUUACCUGUGAUUGACUAAUGUGUGAAUAAUCCUGAAAUAAUGUAAGACAUCUGAGAUAUAGAACAAGCACAAUAUACCCUCAAUUUAAGCAAGGGAUAUGUUCUUGAGGAGCCUUGUGUAUGUCACAUUCAUUCAGAUCGUACUGUACUUAAUUUCUCGUAGGAAAUAAGGGUAUGCAAUUCUAAAUCUUCACAUCUCCCAAGAUACCAUUCUUUGCAAAGAAAUAAACACUGAAUUGUCUUAAAUGAAUGAUGAUAAUUAUUCCAGCUAUUGAGUUGAAUUUAAAAAUUUUGCCACAUACAGCAGCUAGUUUAAUGUGCACUCCAUAUUGUACUGUGUAUAUAUUACACUAAUUACCUGUACGUUGCAUUUAUAGUAUACAUGAUUGCAUACUUUACUCACUCAGUCUUUUGCCCAUCUAUUGGUUGAUGUGGCACACCCCUUGUAGCCAGUGUGUAGGAAAGUAGUCACCACUGCUAUUGAUGGUAGUUUGGGAGUGAAGAAAACACAACUAAGAGAUGGAGAAUAAAGCUCCAUCUCUUAGUCAUGUUUCCUUCACUACCAUCUGUCCACUAUGAAUAAUGUUCACCACUGCUACUUUAUCACUUAAGGUUCAAUGGGGCUGUCAAGAGCAAUGGUGAUGAUAGUAGCCAUUGUCUCCAUUCUACACGACACACACGUAACCAUGCACGCACAUACAUACACAGGCAUUAAUAGAUGCCAAGGUCAUUAGACAGUGGUUUUCAUAAAAUGUUCUUUGUUUUUUACAGUGACUAAAAUUUGUUAAUUGUAAUAAUGUUAUGCUUUUAGAGUAAAUAUUAUCAUGCUUUAGAGUGAAACUGUGUGAAAAUUCAGUUAAAAGACAACAGUUCCUGCUCUACCAAGCUGCAUUCCUGCCAAACCACCCCACCACACCCAGUAUGAAGCGUUAGUAUGUACAUGAGUGCCUACAGGCUGUAAGCCAAUCACAGUGAUCUGUGAACCUGACAUCAUAGGCACAGCUAAGCUGAUUGGCUAAGACCAAUGAACUUCCCUUAAGGUGCCAUCACAUUGGCAUUCUUUCAUCGGCUUUUUUGUCAACUUUCAGAAAAUCGUCAAACUUUUUGUUGUGCACCGUCACACAUGCGUUUAGAACCAAUUCACCAGUUUCCCUCGUUCGACAACUGUCAACAAACAAGAUGGAUCCAAUUGACGAAGAAAGCGCAGCAUUUCUACACCUUUUUUGGUGUAUGAAGAGUCCUGGUGAUCCCAGAGACAGGGGCGCUGCCUUAUCUGGUUCAACAAGAACUCCUCAGAGAGGCGUGUCCAUACUUGGGAUAUUAUUUUAUCUGUUGGCUCCGUCAUGUUGUUCUUAUUCCCACGUGGUCAAAAUGUAAACAAAUUACAUUUUCUUACCUUUUUAAAAUCACAAAAUUUAACAUAAUAAUGAGUAACCUGGGGAAGAAGAGUAACAAUUACUAUCUAAUAAUUUUAGCUUUAUAUUUUAAGUAAAAAUCUGUUUAUUUUUUAUCACUAUUUGUAGUAUCAAUUACAGAUCUUGAGUUGACUCUGGUAAGUUGUCGUACGAGUCGUCAGUGCAGACGGUCUGCACCGUUUGACAAAAAGCCAACAACAACGCUGACGAUUCGUGAAAAAAGUUGACAAUAGAAAUGCUAGUGUGAUGCCGCCUUUAGAGAGUCAGUCUUACUUUGCUUGAAAUCUCAGUCUAGGUUUGUUUGUGAUUCGGUGAACAUGGUUUGCAUUAGUGGCAGUUGGAUUAACAUUAAUUAACCCUUAGACCCCAGGCGUUGUAAGACCCGCUGAAACCCCCCCCCCCCCAAGCAGGCAUAUUUUGGUAAAAAACAUUUUUUAAAAAUCAAUUGUCACCUUAUAAAUGGGUUAAUCAAUAUAAGAAAUACCAGAAGACUGUAAUUACAUUCAACUUUCAUUUUAGCUUUGUUAGAGAGUUGUCUGGGGUGUUGAUGAGCAGUGUGGAGUGAUGGAAGAUGUCUUGUUUGAAGCUACUAUGCAUAGCCCACAGCAAGCAGGAAGUGAAUUUGACACGCACUUGCAACAUACAAUUCUUACUUGAAGGCCCUUUUAUAUCAUAUUUCAAGCAUAUACAGUACACAAUAUAUUUCUAUUUUCCUCAAAAGAAUUAUAAAAUACUGAGCAGUAGGAAUAUUUAGGCAGCACAAAACUUAUCACUAUUUUCAAAUAUAUACACUAUUUACAUGUACUUAAACUGAAUUUAGAACUUCUUUAUUGUGUGGAAGUGUAAUUUUGUAAUAUAAAAUGCACAAGGCAACUCCACACUCUUUGCACCAAGCCACUAUGGUUCAUGAUGGCUGGUGGAAUGGGGAGGGGAGGGAGUGUCAGUCUCUAGGCCUAUCACUGUCCUCACCGCCUCAACAAACUCAACAUCAUCUGGGUUCUGUUUCCUCCCUGUCAUUGUCUUCGUCAACCAAUACUAUAUCAAUGCCACUCAAAUCAAGCAAUUGAUGAUGAACUCAAUUACUGUCAAGCGGGUGUGGAGGAGUGAGGUGGGUGAUAAGAGAGGUCUAAGGACGUGCAUUCCUCACAAUAUCUGGCGGGUAACUGACCAUCAGGCACAGUUUUAAGUCAAAUACAUACGUGAGUUGAGUUGCCAAUUACACAAAUCUCUCAUACAAAGUAUUUCCUCCCGCCUAGACAUUCAAGAUAUGCAGUGAAAAUUAAGAACCUGGGGUUUAAGGGUUAAUGAGUGCUCUUUAGGUAUUAUCCAUUUCACGAAAUGUAUUGUGAGAUAUGUGAUCUAUUAAUUACUGUAGGCUUAUAUUGUCUAUGUCAUUCUUAAAUUUUUUUUUUAAAUAAAUGAAGAAAAGUU
Molecule: messenger RNA, 5569 nt
Organism: Homarus americanus (American lobster)
Lineage: Eukaryota; Metazoa; Arthropoda; Malacostraca; Decapoda; Nephropidae
Product: multiple inositol polyphosphate phosphatase 1-like
Exons: 10
Coding region: 1427-2587 (386 amino acids)
Molecular function (GO): acid phosphatase activity; inositol phosphate phosphatase activity
Source: RefSeq, a predicted model, not a curated record